GUCUGACCAAUCACAAACCACUUUGCUUUGAGGUGGACGACGGUUCUGCGCAGUGUGCGAUGAGGUAAACAGUUGGCGUGUUAAAACGAAACAAAAAUGGAUCCACCGAAAGAUGUGCAGCCGCCCAAACAGCAGCCUAUGAUCUACAUAUGUGGAGAAUGCCACACUGAAAAUGAAAUUAAGGCCCGUGAUCCAAUCCGAUGCAGAGAGUGCGGCUACAGGAUCAUGUACAAGAAGAGAACAAAGAGAUUGGUUGUCUUUGAUGCCCGAUGAAGAAGAGGAGAGCAGCAGUUUUGAUUAUUUUUGUUGUGUACUAUUUUUGUACAUAGUACUGUUUUUUACACAAGAGUAAUGGAUGAAAGGUUUUGGUUUAUUAAAAAAAACAAGAUUGAC
This is a messenger RNA of Perca flavescens (yellow perch), 393 nucleotides long. It is a transcript of the gene polr2k, whose product is annotated as RNA polymerase II, I and III subunit K. Lineage: Eukaryota; Metazoa; Chordata; Actinopteri; Perciformes; Percidae. The transcript has 4 exons. The record is from RefSeq and is a predicted model, not a curated record. Bases 97 to 273 code for a protein of 58 amino acids. Gene Ontology annotation, molecular function: DNA binding; zinc ion binding. Gene Ontology annotation, cellular component: RNA polymerase I complex; RNA polymerase II, core complex; RNA polymerase III complex. Gene Ontology annotation, biological process: DNA-templated transcription.